AUGGACACUUGCUCAACAAUUUUAAUAAUUGGCUUUGCUCCUCCAGCAGCAGCCCUCAUUUUUCUUGUAAUUGGCCUUGUGUACUCUGACCGGAUGAAUUCAGAUAUUCCUCGGGGGGUUUCAAAGAGUGGUAAACUGCACAGCUCAUGUUUGUUUGUUGGCAUGGCAAUUGUGGAUCAGCAGGAUUGGAGCUCAUUGUGUUUCUUUAAUGUAGCCCCUGACCACAGGACACUACUGGAUGGCUGUAAGCCUGGAACGUGUCAUUUCCUGUCUAUGACUGUGACAGAGUUUAGGCUGGGUUCUAACAGAGCUGCAGUCAGAAAAGACAGCACAGGGGCUUCCUUGGCAACCAUCCUGUGCCAAAGGCUGGCAGGGAGAUAGGGCAGACAUCUGCCAUUCCCCUGCACUCAGGUCCUAAUCUACCUAGUUCUGCAGAUGGCAUAUUUCAACUUGCCUUUAUACCAGAGAAAUCCUGCUGUGGCCAUAUUGUUUUGAGGUUAGAUGGCAGGCUAUUUUCUGCACAACUUGGAUGCUUGUGUGUUUUCAGAGAAGUGCUCAAAAGGAUCGCCCCACUGA
Molecule: messenger RNA, 576 nt
Organism: Cyprinodon tularosa
Lineage: Eukaryota; Metazoa; Chordata; Actinopteri; Cyprinodontiformes; Cyprinodontidae
Gene: aadacl4
Product: arylacetamide deacetylase-like 4
Source: RefSeq, a predicted model, not a curated record